AUGCUGUGUCAUGCUCGUGCUUCUCUCAUGCGGGAAUCUUUCUCCGCGCCGACUCGACCCCGUCCUCGCUUUGUGGUUUUGUCACGAUCGCCAGCUUCUCCCCUCUUGCUCGCCUUGCGUCGACAGACGAUCUGGCCAAAGGCGUUGCGCCGCGGCUCGAUCGGCGUCCGGUGCUCGGGGCCUCCGAUCGAAGUCGCCAUCACCAGAGCCGCAUUGUCCACCACUCAUGCUGCGAUGCUCCCUAUGGCUGUCCAUGGCUCCCACACCCUUUCAUCCUCAUGGCCAGGGCCAAUCGUCCACGGGCAAUCUCACCUGGCGGGAGAGACCAUCCCAUUUUCAGCCUCGUUUGGCCGCCACCCUAGGCCGUUCGCCAGCCGACCCACCUUCAUUGCGCCUCCAUCCGCUCGUAUCCCGCUGAGCCAUCGCGCCUGA
This is a messenger RNA of Penicillium macrosclerotiorum, 432 nucleotides long. RefSeq lists its product as uncharacterized. Bases 1 to 432 code for a protein of 143 amino acids. Lineage: Eukaryota; Fungi; Ascomycota; Eurotiomycetes; Eurotiales; Aspergillaceae. The transcript has a single exon. The record is from RefSeq and is a predicted model, not a curated record.